AUGUCGGGCUUCAUGCCCGAGCUCAUCGACUACCUGGAGGGGAAGGUUUCCUUCGAAGAGUUCGAGCGGCGCAGGGAGGAAUGCCAGACGCAUCCCGGAAAAGCCGUGCAGGAGAGGGGAAGUGAGGGGACCCCCGCUUCCGCCCAGCCGGAGACCCCGUCUUCCUCCUCGUCCUCCAAACCCCGCAGCCCGGAGAGCGGGGAAGGAGAGUCGGCUGACGGCGUCAGCAAGUCUGUGUGGCGGGCCUUCGCCUCCAUGAUCGGAGAGAGCGAGGAGAAGGAGGAGGAGGAGGAGGAGGAGGAGGAAGAGGAGGCCGCCCAGCAGCCGACGGCGGGAGACGUGUUCGCGCUGGAGAUGACGCUAAAUCGGGAGACCCAGAAGAUGAUGAAGGAGAAGAGGCCCCGGAGCAAGCUCCCGCGGGCGCUACGCGGCCUCAUGGGCGAGGCCAACGUCCGCUUCGCGCGCGGGGAGCGUGAGGAGGCCAUCGCCAUGUGCAUGGAGAUCGUCAGACGGGCGCCGCUGGCUCACGAGCCGUUCUCCACCCUGGCCGUGAUCUACGAGGACCAGGGGGACGUGGAGAAGUCGCUGCAGUUGGAGCUGAUCGCCGCCCACCUGAACCCCAGCGACACGGAGGCGUGGGUCCGCCUGGCCGAGACAUCCCUGGAGCAGGACAACGUCAAGCAGGCCGUCUCCUGCUACACCAAAGCGCUGAAGUACGACGCGGCCAACGUGCGCUACCUGUGGGAGCGGGCCAGUCUGUACGAGCGGAUGGGCGAGCGCAAGCUGGCCGCGGAUGGCUACCGGCGAGUCCUGGCCCUCCUGUCCCCGCUGGACGGCGAGCGCUUCGUGCGGCUGGCCAGGGACGUGGCCAAGAGCUACUACGAAGCCAACGACGUGGCGUCGGCCGUCGGCAUCGUCGAGGAGGCGUUCUCCAAGCACCACGGCCUCGUCUCCGUGGAGGACGUCAACGUCGCGGCCGAGCUCUACGCGGCCAGCAAGCAGUUCGGCAAGGCGCUGGAGGUCAUCACCGGGUUCCCCGGCAUCGUCCUGGAGAAGGGCGCGGGCGGAGAGGGGGUGACGUGCACCGUCCCGGAAGGAGUCCCCGUCGACAUCGCCGCGAAGCUGACGGUCUGCCUGAUCCAUCUCAACGCGCCGGGACCGCUCAACCCCCUCCUGACCGGCCUGGUGGAGCAGGACCCCGAGGACGUGGGAGACCUUUACCUGGACGUGGCGGAGGCCUUCCUGGACAUGGGCGAGUACGGCGGGGCCCUGCCGCUCCUCAGCGCGCUGGUCUGCUCCGAGCGCUACAGCCAGGCCGUCGUCUGGCUGCGCCACGCCGAGUGUCUGAAGGCGCUGGGGCACGUGGAGUGCGCCGCCCGGAGUUAUGCCAAGGUGGUAGGCCUCGCCCCGCUUCACCUGGACGCCCGCAUCACCCUGUCCACGCUCCAGCAGCGGCUCGGACGACCCGACGAGGCGCUGGAGGCCCUGGAGCCCGCGCGCGGCCCGGACGCCCCGGCCCGGGACGCCAACGCCGUCCGGCAGGAGCUGAAGUUGCUGCCGCACCGCUCCACCCUGCUCCCCUCCCAAGGCAAGGUGAGCGGCCACGUGGACGCCCUGCUGACCAUGCUCGCCAUGCUUCUAAAGGCGGCGAUGAACAGGGCCCGGGUUGGCCUGAUCUCCAGCUGCAGGUCGGGGGAGAGGCACCUCUACCUCGUCAAGGUGCCGCGGGACGGGGUCUCGGCCGACGGCGACGGGGAGACGGCCAGCUGCGACGUCGGGGCCACCCUGGCGGGGCUGGGCGGCGCGCUGACCGAGGAGGACUGGUGGGACGUGGCGCUGAGGGCGGUGGACGCCCUGGGCGCGCUGGCCCGCUACCGGGAGGCCGAGCUGCUGGUGGACUCGGCGCUGGAAUGCUACUUCUUCUACGGAGACCGGCGGAAGCGCAGGGAGCUGGAACACCCGGGCCUGUCCGCCGCCGUCCUGGGCGGCGACUUCCCCAAGGCCUACGACUACGUCCGGCUAAUGGUCAUGGAGGACGCGAACCGGCCGCAGCUGUGGAACAUCUUCAACCAGGUGACCGCGCGCUCGCGGGAAGCGCGCCACCGUCGCUUCUGCCUCCGCCUGAUGCUCAGGCACCCCGACAGCCACGUGCUCCGCGUCCUCAACGGCCACAACGCCUUCGUGGGAGGAAGCUACAGGCACGCGCUCGGCCGGUACGUGCGGGCCUUCCGCGCCCACCCGGGCGACCCGCUCUUCAGCCUGUGCAUCGGCCUGACCUUCGUGCACAUGGCCUGCCAGAGGCACGUGCUGAAGAGGCACGCGCUCGUCGUGCGGGGCUUCUCCUUCCUCCACCGCUACCUCAGCCUGCGCGGGCCCUGCCAGGAGGCCUUCUACAACCUGGGCCGCGCCCUCCACCAGCUGGGCCUGGGCCACGCCGCCGUCCACUACUACCGCAAGACCCUCGACCUGCCGCCCCUCGUCGCCCCGGGCAUGGAUGCCGACCAGCUGGACCCGCGCCGAGACGUGGCGUACAACCUCGCCCUCAUCUACCAGGACAGCGGGAACCUGGGCAUGGCCCGCCGGCUCCUCCGCACCUGGGGCUCCGUGUGACGGGCUGGCGGGGCCGCGUCUCUCCCGUUGGAAUAAA
This is a messenger RNA of Tachyglossus aculeatus (Australian echidna), 2647 nucleotides long. RefSeq names its product general transcription factor 3C polypeptide 3-like. The record is from RefSeq and is a predicted model, not a curated record. Gene Ontology annotation, biological process: transcription by RNA polymerase III. NCBI's taxonomy places the organism in Eukaryota, Metazoa, Chordata, Mammalia, Monotremata, Tachyglossidae. Gene Ontology annotation, cellular component: transcription factor TFIIIC complex. Gene Ontology annotation, molecular function: identical protein binding.